This is a messenger RNA of Boleophthalmus pectinirostris (great blue-spotted mudskipper), 2439 nucleotides long. It is a transcript of the gene nxf1a, whose product is annotated as nuclear RNA export factor 1a. Gene Ontology annotation, biological process: poly(A)+ mRNA export from nucleus. Gene Ontology annotation, cellular component: nucleus; cytoplasm. Gene Ontology annotation, molecular function: protein binding; RNA binding. The record is from RefSeq and is a predicted model, not a curated record. NCBI's taxonomy places the organism in Eukaryota, Metazoa, Chordata, Actinopteri, Gobiiformes, Gobiidae. The transcript has 21 exons. Bases 219 to 2117 code for a protein of 632 amino acids.
UGUUAGCAGUCGCUACACACACAGCACACUCAGGAGGAAGCUAGUGAUCAACUCCUGCUAACAGGUUUUUAAAAAGGUCGAAAUCAUCUACGAAUCCACAGUGCUGUUGGCAAGCGGCUGAAAAAUAAGCUUUGGCUUUUGUGAAACAGAUUUGAAAACUUGUGCUUGCUUUGAUUUCCUCAAAGUUUUGCCAUUUUAUGAUACGCUACUGAAGAAAUAUGGCGGACGGAGGGCAUUACUACAAUGAGCAUGAUGAUCGAACCGCGCCAUCAUUCCGUACCCGCAAAGGCAGAGGACCCCACAAGGGACGGUUUGACCGAUCGCGCAGAGAUCGCCAUCGUGGUGGCCAGUCGGGAGGUUUUGGUGAUGGACCUGGACCGAGGUCUAGACUUGAAGACCCUGAUGGAGAUGUAACCAUGAGUGAUGGAUCACAGGAUAGUAGUGGACAGAACAGAUUUACCCCAUAUGGAAGACCAGGCAGGAAAGGUGAAGGAAGGUUUGAAAGAGACAGACGACCAUUCAAAGGUGGUCGUGGUGGUAGUUUCAGAGGAGGAGAACGAGGUGGAGGAGGAGAUAGUGGAUUAGGGGCAAGGACACGCUCUGGCUGGUAUAAAGUAACUAUACCACAUGGAAAGAAGUAUGAUAAAAAAUGGUUACUGGCAGCUCUUCAGAAUAUUUGUUCUGUACCCUAUACACCAGUGCAGUACCACGUGGACCAUAACAGAGCCCAUUUUUAUGUAGAUGAUUCAAAUGCUGCAAAUGCUCUGCACAAAUGUUCUCACAAGAUUACAGACGUGGAUGGUUAUAAGGUGGAAGUCCAUGUUAAUGGCAGUCAUCCUCCUUCCUUUCUGAUGUCUGAUCUAAAACCUGAGCACUUGGAGCAUCUUAAGCGAUGUAUGGCAAAACGUUUUGAUGGCUCACAGCAAGCUCUUGAUUUGAAUAACAUCCGAACAGACCCAGACUUGGUGUCUCAGAAUGUUGAAGUUAUAUUAAACAGAAAAACGAGUAUGGAAGCUGUCAUUAAGAUUAUAGAAGAAAACAUCCCAGAGCUGACAAGCCUAAAUCUGAGCAACAACCGCAUUCACAAGUUGGAUGAAUUGACCGAACUGGUUACGAAGGUGCCUAACCUGAAGACACUAAAUCUCUCCCACAAUGAACUUAAAUCAGACAGAGAACUGGAGAAAAUUAAAGGCUGGAAGCUUGUGGAACUGUGGCUGAACAGAAAUCCUCUGUGCGAACACUUCAAGGACCAGGCCUCAUACAUUAGUGCUGUACGUCAGAGAUUCCCCAGACUUUUGAAACUCGAUGGACAUGACCUCCCUCCGCCCAUUGGCUUUGAUGUGGAAACACCAACCACUAUACCCCAAUGCAAGGGCAGCUGUUUUGGUUCUGAUGAAAUAAAGGCUCUUAUUCUCAGAUUCCUUCAACAAUACUACAGUAUAUACGACUCAUCAGACAGACAACCACUUCUUGACGCUUACCAUGAUGGUGCAUCUUUCUCUCUCACUACUCCGUUCUCUUCACAAAAUCCUUCCAGGAGCAGUCUCGGAGAAUAUCAUAAAGACAGUCGAAAUCUUAAGAGGUUGAAAGAUCCUACUAUGCGGUUUCGUCUGCUGAAACACACACGACUCAAUGUUGUGGCAUUCCUUAAUGAGCUACCCAAGACUCAACAUGAUAUUGCAUCUUUCACAGUUGAUGUAAAUACCUACACAAACACCCUAUUAUCUUUCACAGUGAGUGGGGUCUUCAAAGAAGUUGUUGUUGAUGGAAAAUCACGAGAGUCUACCAUGGCCUUCUCUCGAGUUUUCAUUACUGUCCCUGCUGGCAGUUCUGGUUUGUGUAUUGUGAAUGAUCAUCUUUUUGUACGAAUGGCUACCACAGAGGAAAUUCGCAAAGCAUUUGUUGCUCCAGCACCUACUCCAUCUUCCAGUCCGGUUCCAACUCUCACAGCUCCCCAGCAAGAGAUGUUAACUGCCUUUUCACAGAAGUCUGGCAUGAACCUGGAAUGGUCUCAAAAGUGCCUCCAGGACAAUGAGUGGGAUUUCAACAGAGCAGCUCAAAUUUUUACUCAGCUCAGGAGUGAAGGCAAGAUCCCGGAUGUUGCAUUCAUAAAAUAAGCUCAACUAUUCUGUGAAAUAACAUCUGCUGUUAUUAUUAUUAUUAUUUUUUUAUUUAUACAUUUCUUUUACUCUUCUUUACAUAGCUAAUGAUGUAGAUCAAGUUUACAUUAGCUCUUGAUUUAAUGCUGCUUUGUUUUAACUGCAUAUUUCCCAUCUGUUACAUAAAAACUGAUGUUAUGAUGCAAUUUUGGUUGUACUUGUAACUUAAGUUUUUAGUAAAUUCUAUAUUUCACUCACUAUAUAUUCUCCAGUCCAGUCUUGUGACUUAUGUUCUUUUGUGCAUUAUUAAACAAUAAACUUGUUUUAUACAACUUCAGUA